Messenger RNA from Eurytemora carolleeae, 1465 nucleotides. RefSeq names its product synaptonemal complex protein 1. The record is from RefSeq and is a predicted model, not a curated record. The transcript has 12 exons. Bases 25 to 1311 code for a protein of 428 amino acids. NCBI's taxonomy places the organism in Eukaryota, Metazoa, Arthropoda, Copepoda, Calanoida, Temoridae.
UUUCCUUGAUAUUUCAGAAAAAAAAUGGCGGAUGAAAAGAAAGCUGCAACAGCUGAAAAGAAAGUCGAACCUGUGGAAAGCAAAAGCGUGUACACAAUCUGCAACUUUCUGUAUUUAUCCGUACAUAUCAGCUUAUUUGUCAUUCUAGUUGGAGUAAUUGUAAAAGCAGCCGAAUUUAGGGAGAGCUUGGACGCUAAAACAGCUGAACUGACUGCUCUAAAUAAUACUCUUAACAAAUGCCUAAGAGAUCACAGCAUUGUUCGGUCUGAAAGGAAAAAGCGGGAAGCAGAGGAAAAGGAAAUGAGAAGUUCUUUGGAGGAGACAAUUCAGACUCAGAAAUCUGCCAUUGAUACUCUUAACCUAGACUUAGCACAGGUUGCUGAGAGAAUAGAGACGACUGCUAAGAAUUACCAGGAUAAAGAUAAGAUAAUAGCAUCCAAGGACAAAGAGAUUAAGAGGCUGACCAAGGAGCUUGAGGCAGCACAGAAGAGUGAAGAGACACUGAAAGGAGAUCUUGCAGCAACAUCUGCAAGUUUAGAGUUAAAGCAGGAGGCUGUAAAAGAAUGUGAAGUUUCUAACCAAGAAAGUAUUAACAAGAUAAAAGCUCUGGAAACUAGUCUGGAUAAGAGUACGAAGACGACUGCUGAAACUAAGAAACAAUUAGAAACUACCGCGGCAUCUCUUGAUCAAGGAAAGUCCAAGAUCUCUGAGCUUGAGAAGAAGGUAAACCUACUCCAGGGGGAGAAGGAAGCACUAAGCAAGGGUUCGACAGAAACCAAAGCUCUCAGGGAGAAGGUUCAAGCUUUGGAAGGAGAGAAGGGAGGGAUUAUAAAGGAGAACGGAGAGCUAAAGCAGAAAGUGGGAAUACUAGAGACAUCUAUCAGUGCUCAGGCAAAACAAAUUCAAGAAAAAGAUGAAGAUAUCAAGAAAAAAGCUGAAACCCUAGUUACUGCUCAAAAAGCAUCUACAGACUGCAACAAUCAACUUACUGCUCUUAGGACGGAGAAGGAGGAGAAAGAAAGGAAUAUUGCAUCAUUAACACAGAAAUUUGCCGAAUUGGAAAAGAAAAGUGCAUGUGAGGCUGAAAGACUAGCAACUGCGACAGAAGCUAAAAAUGCUGCUGCCUGUAAAGAAAGAGAAGCUGCUUGUUUAAAUAAACAAGCUGGAACUGCUGAAGAAGCUGCAAAUGCGCGGAAACAAGUUGAAGCAUCAGCUGCUACUAUCAAAAGUAAAACAGAGGCCUUGGAAGCGUCUACCAAGAAAGUUGAAGAAUUAUCAAAUGCUAUAAAACAAUGUCAAACGGGAAAGUAAACGGAUCUUGUACAAUUAUACUAUGGAUAUUUUAAAGCAAAACUCAUGAACAGAAUAUUUGACUUUAGGGAGCAAAAGCAUGAAAAAAAAUCAAAGCUGUUGCCACAAACUCAUAUUUUCUAAUUUUUAUAUCUUUGCAAUCUAGUGAUGUAAA